Messenger RNA from Bursaphelenchus xylophilus (pine wood nematode), 8460 nucleotides. The record is from the annotation of a GenBank genome assembly. NCBI's taxonomy places the organism in Eukaryota, Metazoa, Nematoda, Chromadorea, Rhabditida, Aphelenchoididae.
AUGCUUUUCACCGAAGAGCCGAGUUAUUUCAACAAACCCAAUAGCGAUAAUUCCGUCUGGAAACCACCGCAAGACAUGAGCAACGGAAGCGGACCUCCAAACGUGAGUUUUUCGGCCGCGACGGGAUGAGAUUGGAAAAGCUCAAAGGCCACUCGCAGAGUUUGAUGGAACUUGCGACAAAUUUAGAUUACAAUGUCCUAAGAGACAUGUAAGAUUUUUAGCCCGCGCUAUGCAGAAAUCACCGAGAUUUUUAAAUCGAAAAAUGUCAAAAAAGAAGAUUUUUUGGCCGUUUUCAGAGAGAAAAAAUAGGAUUCUGUUUGAAGUGUAGAGCACAUUAUUUCUGCAAAAAAAAAUAUUUUUCCUUGCAAAAUUCACAGAGAUAUCUCCAAAAAACCUUUUUUUCUCUGACCGUCUCUCCUCAUUUUCCCUAGUCUCUCGUCAAAACGAUGACUAUGGAAAAUGAGGAGUGACAGUCAGAGAAAAAAAAACUUCUUCAGCUGUAUCUGCGUGAAUUUCGCGAGGAAAAAAAAUAAUUUUUGGCAGAAAUAAUGUGCUCUACACUUUAAACAGAAUUCCAUUUUUUCACUCUGAAAACGGCCGAAAAUCAUUUUUUUUGGCACUUUUCGAUUUAAAAAUUUCAAUGAUUCUCUGCAAAGCGCGAGCUAAAAAUUGCAAUCUUAAUUUGCCCCAAGUUUCAUCAAAAUCUGUUGGUCGAACUUUGAGUAUUUCCCCUAUGAGAGCACUUGUCGUAUUCCCAACCGUUUCCCAUCAGUUUACCCUAUGAUUUUAGACAUCAAAACUGAACACAUGGGCCGGGAAACAGCGGCAAAAGGAGAACAGCCUCGGCUCCGGCUCCUUCAAUGGUACAGGUGGGCAAAACGGUGUUAUGUGUGAGUUUUUGUGACGUGGUUUGUGGCUAUUUUUUCAGUUUAUUACUGUGUUUCUAGUAAUAAAAAAUCACAUACUACGAAUUUCAAUCGCUCUAUAGAGUCUUAACUAGACUAAUUUUGUGUUUUUUCACUCUAAUCCACCUGUUUGGAGUGAUGAUUUUUAUAAAUAUUGCCCAUGAAGACUAAAGUCUAAAUCAUCCAAAAUUAUGCAAAUUUCAGACGACGAAAAGGGUUGGAGCAGCGGGAAUGCUCGACAAACCCCUCAAGAUCAAAGCAAGGUCCCCUGGUCCGAUCCGGACAGCAUGGGGAACUCGUUGGAGAACGAUUUCCUCCAAAUGAACCUUGGUCCGGGCCAAAUGAAAAUGCAGCCGAACGGCCAAUGGGGCCGUGAAGUGAAUCAGUCGACGCCCUGGGAGGUGGAGAAUCGUGGAUUCCCCGCCGAUGGUCCGGGCAAUCGAUUUAUGGGCGGAGGUGAGAGAAACUUGAUAUUGUACUUGACAUUGAUGUCAAACCCUCUCUAAACUAUACAAAUCUCAAAGUUCGAGGGGAAAAACACACCUCUAAAUAAUGAAUUAUUUCGAUAUGACCCUGUCUAGACAUUUCUGGAUUAUUUUACAGCAGUUUAAUGGGGGAAUUUCAAAUACCGCGCCAAAAACCAAAGAUGUUUGGCAUUCUGUUUCAAUGACAAAAUAUAUCGCCUCAGGGUAUGAAAUCAAUGUUCAGUAAUUUCAAUGUCUAAAUACGAUCACAUACCAUAUGACGGAUCUGAUCCAGUGGCAAAAAACGUACCAUUUUGCAUCGGGGAAGUAUCAAAAAUGUAGCAAAAUGUCUCCCUCUCCAUGUGAAAAAAACUCCCUUUUGAAGGGCGCACUUUUGAAGUAGGAGUUUUUUUCACUUGGAGAGGGACACAUUUUGCCACAUUUUUGAUACUUUCCGGAUGCAAAAUGGUACGUUUUCUGCCACCGGAUCAGGUCUGCUACUGUAGCAAUCUACAUUUGUUUUAGCGCUUACUCGCCCCGCAAUACACAGAUUUCACUGCAAUAAUUGAGUAAUCGGGUAAUUAGUCGCAACAGCGGUCUAUAAACCAAACAUAGUAAACAUGUUUUGUGCCUCUGACCUUGAACCCUUGAGUUUCGUUUGGACUAAAACAAAUAAAGCCUCGGGCUUUGUUAGUUUCCCCCCUUCGAAACGAACGGCUGUGGGAUUGUUUCUAAGUUGGGAAAGACCAUCAGAGUUUUUAUAUUUGGUUAGGCUAUUAAUUUUUAUAUUACACUAGAUAUCAAGUGUAAUAUAGAGGUGAAAAAUGAAUGAUUUUGGGCUCAAAUGUCAGUUUGUUAUGUAAAAUACGGCUUGUUAUGGUAUAAUACGCCAUUCGGAAUUUGAAAAUUAGGAAUUUUUGGUUGGAAAUAACGCUGCUUUUCGGCUUAAAAAAUGCUGAUUUAUUCAAAAAAUGGCUUAUAACGCAAAAAUUAAGAUGCUACAGAAAGUGAAUUUUGUCUCUAAAUGUGUUAAAAAUCACAUCCUAUCAGCUGUAAUAGUUUCCCCUCCAUCAUUAUCAUCCAAUUUUUUUUAUUGUACUCGAAUCAUCAAGUACAAUAUAGCUCGGAACGUCAUUUUGUUUUUUUAUUUACCCCGAGUUCUUUGUACUCUUCUCCCACUCUACUCUCCCUUCUCUCUUCUCCGUCUUUGUCCGCGUUUAUUUCGCAAAUUUGAUGCCAAAGUCGGAAGUUCUUUUUUCCCCAACUUUUUCGGGCAAAUUUCGAACUUUCCGAGGCCCGAAAAAAGAGAGGCCCGAGCGCGGCGAAAGAGCGCCGCAAGCGCGGAGAGCGCCGAGAAUCGGACGCCGCAGAUUCUUGACUGCCCCAUUUGCUGCGCUUUUUCCCCCGAGUCGGCGAAGAAACGGACGGAAAAGAGGGGAGACGAAAAAAACGACCUCGCUUUAGGGUCGGCGAGGGGACGCACCAAAUUCUUCCCCCUUUUCGUUGUGUUUGCCCCCCGCCUGCUCGUCGCGAAUGCUGUGGGGAAAGGCACGAAGCGUCGACCCUAUUUUUUCUUCAUUUUUCGUCACAAAUCUUGGGAUUUUCGGGAUAUUUGGGGCUGAUCGGGCUUGAUGGUCAAGUGUAAUAUAAAAAGGUCCCAAGUCUCGGCGCUACACCCCUCCUACAUCUUUUUUGCACCUCUAUAAGUCCCAUAACGAGUAGUUUUCGAAAAUUUAGAGAGUAAAAUUGAAACUCCCGAAGGGAGAAUUGAUUUUUACCCGAUUUUUGCCAUUGCCUUGGGCAAAAUGUCUCAAAAACAGGGUAAACUGGGUUUGCCCUUUCAUUAUAAAGACUGCCCCGUCUUCAGUUUGUUUAUUUUGCCAGAAGGCACGUUUUGAAACGCCGUCUGACAUUGGUCUACCCGUUUUUUUGAUGAUUUCAGCGGAAUUCUUUCAAAUUCCGUCCGUUUUUCGAUAAUAAACAAUUUUUUCAAAGUGUAAAAUGCAGAUUGUAGGGUCGUUUUGUAUUCCGAACGCCUUAUUAGCAUGUUACAAUUGUAUUUUAGGGGAAAAAUCAAGUAUAAUCGCAAAAAGUGGAGUUGUUGUCAUGAGCAAUAUAAAAUUGCUCUUUUUUGGCUAAAAUUUCGUCAGCUUUGUGGCUGUAAUGCCUUCCAAAGGCUCUUAGAGUCUUUUAAAGGUCUUUUAAAGGCAAUCUCGACCUUCCGCUGACUCCCAUUUGUGUUUAUCAAGCCCCCCGAAUUGCACAUCUGAUUUCCAUGAAAUGUGCGCCCCCUCCCCAUUUUUGAUCGGGAAAAAAAGUGAAAACCCCCGAGCACGCGACCCCCAGACCACGAUCGUGUCGCCAGCUGUCUGCGCCCUCACGAAUUCCCCCACUUUCUCGCUCGUUUCACCACGUCGCCGGGUUUUGUCGCCUUUUUUGAGAAUUUUACGUCGAAAUUGGACAUGUCUGCUCGGGAAAUCGAACAUUCCGAAGGGGUUUGGACCUGUUCUAAAGAUCUGAAUAGAAAUUUUGGGGCUAAAUUUAGAUUUAGCCAGGUUCGGACCUUAUUUUAGCCAUAAAAUUGGUGUAUUUCGAAUUUCUCUAAAUUUUUUGUGGUAGAACAACAAAAACUGAUGUCCUUCGUAAUACGCAGAACAAAUAUGACAUUGCGGAUUUUAAUUACCGUAUUUUACCCCGUAUUUCAGCCAGAAACACAAUUUUUUGAGGGUUUCCUUCAAAAACCCUCGAUUUUCCCCAAGUUUUCGAUUUUUUACACUCGUUCGCGGAGAUUACACUAAAAAACACGCAGAAAUUACAAUAAACACUAGUCAGUAAUUGUACUCAUCAAAUUCUCCAUUCGGAAUUUCCCCGCAUUUCUGUAAAAAAAAUAUUUUUUUUUCUCUCGACCUUUAUCGAUUUUUGCGAACGAAAUUCUCGUUUUUUUCGCGUGGAAAUAGAAAUGCAGACUAGCUGUAAACACGUGAUAAUGUUGUAGGAAUAGUUUUAUGAAGGAAUUGGAUGCUCAGAAUAGGAAAGGACACUUUUUCUGAUAGUUUUGGCGACUUUGCGACAUUAUUUUAGGUAUUAUUGAUGCAAGACUAAAUUUUCAUGCGAUUUUAGGCAAAAAAUUCGAAGUAACUACUCUUUGGAGUAUCUAAAUGUUUUUCACAGCUAUUCACCUCGUUUUCGACGUUGAUUUGAGCUAUUAUAUUACUUUAGACAUCAACUUGUCGUUCCUCCCGAAAAUUGCCUAAAACAAGGUGGAAUUGGUCUAAAAGUCGUAUUUUCAGUGAGCAUGGACAAUGGAACGGGCCAAUGGCGCUCGUGGGAACAUAACGGUGGCUUCGAACAGAAGGAAUUCCACCCAGGGUUCCCUAUGGGCGGGAUGCCCAAUCACAAGAUGCCCAACAACUUCUACAACGGUGGCAACUUUAUGAUGCAGCAGGGCUUUGCCGACAACAGAAUGGUAAGGGUUUUGAGUGCUUUUUCGGAUUUUAGGCGAUAUUUUACAUGGUGGAGGAAGUUUGUGGGUUUGAUGGCAAGUAUAAGGUGGAAAUAGGUCAAAAGGGCUGUUUGAGGGUUCAAAGAGGUUGAUUCAGAGGUAACAAGCCUUUUGAAAUCCUUGAUUGUCGAAUAUUUUUGGGAUAUUAACCAAAAUUUUUAUAUUGUUCAUGGCAGCUGCUUUGAUCAGAUUACUGUUGAUGAAUAGGCCGGAAAUCGAAAUUAGAUUCUUGUGAUAGACGGCUUUUAUGCUGUUGAAGGUUUCUAAAACUGUUUUCAAGUGGAUGAAUCCGCUAUAGCGCUUUUAUGACAUUAUCCAUGGGCUCACCCGCCAUUUCCAGAUGCGAAACGGUCCUCCACACAUGAACCAGCAACAGCCUGGUCAGCCUUGGGGCAACAAGUACGGUGGUGGGCAACGCAACGCGCCCGGCGGUGGCGGCGGCUUCCAGCAGUUCGGUGGGCCACCACAAGGCGGGCCAAUGAACAUGAUGCCGCCUUCCAUGAUGGAGCGUGUGAUGGGUCCCCCACCUCCGCCAAUGGCGCAACAACAUCACGGCCGAGGCCCGCAUCAUCCACAUGGCGCUCCACCUCCGCCGCCGAUGCAUCCCAUUCCGCCGAUGCCGGCGCAAAAUCCGGGCGGCUCUUUUUCGGUGGGCACCUUCAAUACGCACGGCGCGAGCAUGAUGAACGACGAUUCCUUCUGGCAUGACCCGAAUGGAGACCUGCGGAAGUGGCAGAGGGACACCGGCACCGCGCAUUGGGGAGAUCCGGCCAAGCAACAAGGUAAGGAGAGGAUUUUUUGUUGUACUGAGCAAAAAAUUUCUGAUCAAAAUUUUUUUAAAAGUACUUCUGUGGGUAUGGAGUUACAGGUCGAGACAUGUAUCAAAAAAAUCGCAAAAUUUUUCUGAUUCAGAAUAUGUAAAAGUUAGGUGCCCAAUUUUGGUUUGUAACGGCGAAAAGGCCCUCAGAACUUUGCUCGCAACACCACGCAAAUGCCUUUUUGACCAAGUUUCUACCAAUUCAAAAGCUUUCUUUGGAGCUAAAGUAAACCCCGGCAUCUUGACAAGCCUUGAAAUCUCAGAUUUGAUUACAGUGGGGGACCUGAUCCAAUGGCAAAAAACGUACCAUUUUGCAUCCGGGAAGUAUCAAAAAUGUGGCAAAAUGCCUCCCCUUCCAAGUGAAAAAAAUCCGACUCCCUUCAAAACGAAGUUUUUUUUCACUUGGAGAGGGAAGCAUUUUGCCACAUUUUUGAUCCUUUCCGGAUGCAAAAUGAUACGUUUUUUGCCACUGGAUCAGGUCCCCUCACGGUAAUACUACACCUUAAUUAGUAAUUCCAAUAUAAAAAAGGGAUAUUUUAAGGCUUGUCGAGAUGCCAGGGUUUACUUUAGCUCCAAAAAAAGCUUUUGAAUUGGUAAAAACUUGGUCAAAAAGGCAUUUGCGUGGUGUUGCGAGAAAAGUUCUGAGGGUUUUUUCGCCCUUUCAAACCAAAAUUGAGCAGCUAAUUUUUACAUAUUCUAAAUCAGAAAAAUCUUGCGAUUUUUUUGAUACAUCUCUCGACCUGUAACUCCAUACCCCAUAGAAGAACUUUCCUUGUAAAAAAAUUAUUCCGAAAAUGAAACUUUAGUGUUCUCGGUGUUGUGUUGUCGCCCAAUGAACGCUUUUACGGAUACUAUUAAUUGGUUUUGGGUUUAGGUCAGCAAAUCCGUCGCUGGACCCAGGUGGAGGAAGAAGACAGUCUGGUGGGCUCCUCCUCCAACAACCAGGCCUCGCCGGACUCGCUGAAAAAGGACCAGGAUGAGAAUCAUUUGCCGGAAACUGGAUGGGGAGAGCUCCCACCAAUCAAUGGCUCCACCACAACCCCCACUUCCGCCAAUCCAGCCGCUCCGCACAGUGCGGCCCCGACCAGCCUUGCCUCGGGCUGGAUGGGCACCGCCCCACAAGGACCCGGAGGAAUUAUUCCGCCGGCUGCGGCGCCAGGAGCAGGUAGGAACUUGUUGAAGUGAAGUUUGUGGGGUUCUCGGCGGUUUUUGAUCGGAUGUUGUACUUGGUCUAGUGUAAUAUAAAAAAUGAUUAGGUUUUGGUUGAGGCGACUUGUAGUGACGUAUUAUGGAGGGUUAGAUCGAGUUGAGUUUAUUUUUCGCUAUUUCAAAUAGUUUUGGAGCAGUUAUAUUACACUUGUCACAUCAAGUGUAAUAUUGGAUAGCAUGAAAGUGGGUGGUUUAAUAUGCUUUUUUGCAGAUCUAGAAAUGCUUACUAGCUAAUUUGAGACUAAUUUGGGCUAAUUUGCGAUUUUUUUUGGGGAUUUUUUGAUAUUAUAUUAUACUAGGUGGCAAGUGAAAAAAUGAUUGAUCUCUGUACGGCAUUUGUUCUAAUAGGUUCCAAAUUACCUGAAAGUUAAUAAAAUAUAGUUUUAAAUAUAGUUUGAUGUAAUUGGGACCAGUUCAAAAAAAAGUUUUAUAUUACACUAGGCAUCAGAUGUUGUUUUGGUGGUUUGCUGUGAAAACUCCAACAUAAACCCCUCUCUAAUCUCAACCGCAGACUGUUUAGGUUGGGCGGACUCGCCACGCAACGCAAUGCCGCCGAGCAACUUCAUCCCCGGCGGGCAGUUCCCUCCGAACAACUUCUACGGCGGCCCGCCGGGCAAUGAUUGGUCCGCGCCCCGACCCCCGGCCAACAUGUCCUACGGCCAGCAGCCGCACAUGUUCGAGCAGCCCUCCAACAACAAGGAUAUCGCCGAAAAGUUGCGGUUGGCCGCCUCGAAGGGACUCAUCGACAUCAAUAUGUUCACCAGCAGUGGGGGUCCACUUCCGCCCAACACAAUCAAGCUGUUGAACAACAUUUUGGACGUUUUCACCGAAGUGGAGAAGCUCGAAGACUUGGAAGCCAAUAUGAGCAAACUCAAAAUGGGCGACCGCAAGAUCAGCCUCGAGCUCAGCCAGAAACGAAACACCCUGGAUGAGCUGAGGGACAAGUUGAAUAAUUCCUUCGGCGUUCCAAUGCAACCACCUCAACGGCAAGGAGGAUGUAGGUUAUUAAUUCUGAGGGCAUUUUGGAGGGGUUGAGAUGGAUUUUGGGCUUGGGAUGAAGAUUUUUUGGAUGUUGUACUAGAUGAUUUUGGCUAAAAAUGUUAGGAAUUAGACGAUUUUUGGUAUAUCUUGAACUUUUAGAGGUUCUUAGGACUGUUAGACUAAGAAAAUAAAGGAUUGGAAUACAUCUGACAAAAAUUUUAUAUUAUACUUGACCUUGAAGUCAAGUGUAAUAUGAAAUUUUUAACAGAUCUGGGAAUUUUUGGUUUUAAUAGGCUGAUUGGACUUUGAAAACAAGAUGUGAGUCAUUUUGGGAUUGAUUUUGACACCUUUUUAUAUUGUACUUGACCCUAGUGUAAUAUAAAAAGUUGUUCGAGCUGUUGAUUUUUUGGUUUUAUUAGAUGAAUUGAGGUAUAUAGUCAAUGGUUAGAAGGAUUUUUGUUUGAUUGAACGAUGUAUUUUUCCGUUCUGACCUUAUUUUUGGCACUUUCAGUAAGCCUCGCGGACGAGCUGACCAACAUGAGUACCCUGCCGAUGGGCAGCGACGUGGCGCAGCUUUGGUGA